UCUGAUUUGAUCCCAGCGCAGUGUUAGUCUUCCCGUAAAAUAAAGUUUUUUCGAAUGGAUCUCGUUUAAAAUAAGUAUUUGAAUCCGUACUUAUUUCAUAACUGUUAUAGCAACUAUGGGAAAUAUUCCACUUUUGAUAUUUAAAGGUAUUUUGGCUCUUGGACUCAGCCAGCAUUUCACGUCGUUGGCUCAGGUGGAUCAGGAUAAAUCCGUCGUGAGUGAUGUCACUGAAACGCAAAUUUCGUAUCUGGACCAAAGUAAAAAUUUGACGUGGCGGCAAAAAGAGCGUCGCGCGCGACGGAUUAAUUAUUGCGUCAACUUGCUGAACUAUGCGGGCACGUAUUAUCCGCAGUCUCAAGUUUUUCCCGGCCCACAGCAGGAAAUACCGCCAUCCAGCCCAAACUAUUAUCCGAACCAGUAUCCAGGUUACCCGACAAGCGGAUAUCCUCCCUGGUACCCCGACCAGGACAGGAUUGUUGGCGGACAGCCCACCACCAUAGAAAAGUACCCGUACCAGGCUCAACUUUUGUAUUAUGGCAGCUUUAUUUGUGGCGGCUUCAUCCUAUCAGCGACCCGUGUUGGUACCGCCGCACAUUGCACCGUGGGACAGUCCGCAUCUGCACUCAGCGUCCGUGUGGGCAGCACUUAUCGAACGGAUGGUGGUCAAGUUUUGAAGGUCUCUCGUAUUCAUAACCACGCCUCGUACGACCACAGAAAUAGUGAUAACGACGUUGCAUUCGUUGAGUUAAGCUCCCCUAUUUCUUUGGGCGAAGGGGCUCAACCCAUUGCGACAGCGCGGCCGGGAUCAGACCUUGCAGCCGGGACGCUCGCCACUAUCACGGGAUGGGGCCACACUUCCUCGGGUGGCAUAUCGCCUAAUCAACUUCAAGUGGUUCAGGUCAAAAUUGACUCGAUGAGCGACUGCCGAGCUGCGUAUGGAAGGCAGACCAUAACUGAUAACAUGUUCUGUGCCGGUGGACAAGGAGUUGAUGGAUGUCAGGGGGAUUCCGGAGGUGCCCUCGUAGUUAAUGGGGUAGCAUAUGGAAUUGCGAGUUGGGGUUAUGGCUGCGCUCAUCCAAAUUAUCCCGGAGUUUAUGCGAAGGUGUCAAACUACCAGAGUUUUCUAGGCCAGUAGAAAGGAAACAGAAUCGUGACAAUUAUGUAUUUAUAUUAUAAAAAGUGUACAUAAUUUAGUUAGUAAUUUUUACGUUGACAUGUGUAAUUUACUAAUUCAAACAAUUUGGCGUCGAAGUUUGCAAAAAUGUAAAUUGAAAUAUGUGUGUGAUUUUGUUAAAAUCUAGAAGUUUAAUUGAUACGAUUAAUAUUUCUACAUGCAUGAUAUGAAACCAAAGAAAAUAACAAGGCGCUCAAAAAAAUUAAAAAAACAAACAUCAAAAAAAUAAUUU
Messenger RNA from Folsomia candida, 1406 nucleotides. Its product is annotated as trypsin alpha. The transcript is spliced from 9 exons. Gene Ontology annotation, molecular function: serine-type endopeptidase activity. The coding region runs from base 116 to 1135 and encodes 339 amino acids. The record is from RefSeq and is a predicted model, not a curated record. Gene Ontology annotation, biological process: proteolysis. NCBI's taxonomy places the organism in Eukaryota, Metazoa, Arthropoda, Collembola, Entomobryomorpha, Isotomidae.